This is a messenger RNA of Kalmanozyma brasiliensis GHG001, 1287 nucleotides long. RefSeq lists its product as uncharacterized. The coding region runs from base 1 to 1287 and encodes 428 amino acids. The transcript has a single exon. The record is from RefSeq and is a predicted model, not a curated record. Lineage: Eukaryota; Fungi; Basidiomycota; Ustilaginomycetes; Ustilaginales.
AUGUCCGGCCCAUAUCACUACGCUUCAGCAGCCGAUGCGUAUGGCGCCAACCCCACCACUCAGCACACCACCACAAACAACGACUUUGACUAUCCCGUUCGAGCGUCCAUCGACUCGCCCUACACAGCUUCGCAGCCCGCUGUGGGAGCCGGAGCUGGUGCCUACGAUGCACGCAAUACCAACUCGCGCGGCUACGCACCUGCACCCGGCGAAGAUCAUGACGAGGAAGACGACGACGAUGAAGACUGGAACGUCUACGACGAUUUCAACAUGACCCGGCCCCAGCCUCAUCGAUCUUCCACCUCCGGCUUCGCUAGUCAGAACGAUGCCUACUGGGACGCCAGCAAGCCCUCGCUCGUCGAGACGCCCUACUCGGACAUCCCUGGCAACCGCAAGUCGCUCCUCCCCUCGGAAGCCUUUGGUUUCGACGUGCGCAAUGCCGAUCCCCGCCGCUCCAUUAUCCAGCAGCAAGCCAACGCGGCCGGCAACCGCAACAGCCAGUUCUCGUCUGCGGGCUACAACAACAACACCAUCAGCGGCACGGGUCCACGCAAUGCCGACGCCACCACAGGUAUCGAGCUCAUCACAGUCCCUGCGCUGGGCAACGAGUACACUAAAGAAGAGUUGCGUGACAUGACUCGCUCAUCGAAACGCCGCAAGAAGCGCGGCAACCGCAAGCGCAAGUGCCAGCUGUGGGUGUCCGGUGACGACCAUCUGUGGGGGUGGCUCUCGCCGCGCUUGGCGGUGUUCAUCGCAUUCUUCGUGCUACUCGGUCUUGGCGUGAUGCUCUUCUUCGUGAUCCCACGCGUGCCGACCUUUGCGACCCUCUCGACCAACCCGGUGGUGGCACUGCCCAAUGGCGCGAGCAUGCGCGUCAAUCACUCGCCCACGAACUUCAGCAUGACCAUGGGUUUCAACCUGCGUGCAUCGAAUCGCGCCGCCUGGAUCCCUACCCAUGCCACCGACCUCACACUCGAAGUGACCGACCUCAACACCUACAUGAAGGUGGGCAAGGGUCAUCUUGAUUCGAUCACGUUCAAGGCGAAGGGAAACACGGAGUUUCAAUUCCCUGUCGACUUCAGCUACGUCAGCUUGAAUACGUCGGGCGACCAGACCUGGCAGGAUUUCUACCAGGGUUGUGGGCCGAACUACCCGGGACAGACAAGACCGACGUUGAACCUGGCGCUGAGGUUGGGCAUGAGCGUCCAGGGUCUGAUCGGGAGGAAGGAGACCAACACACAGCUGGGCAACAUCGCUUGCCCGUUCACGCUGCAGACGUUCCAGUAG